Messenger RNA from Oryza sativa Japonica Group (Japanese rice), 2192 nucleotides. NCBI's taxonomy places the organism in Eukaryota, Viridiplantae, Streptophyta, Magnoliopsida, Poales, Poaceae. The record is from RefSeq and is a predicted model, not a curated record.
AGCACCAACUAGGCAACUACCAACUGAUAGUAUUAUGGACGUCUUAAUAUUGUCUUCCCGGGCUGGAUCACAAACAUCUCUGAUCUCUCUGCAGAAACACAAUCGUCGCUCGAAUCUGCUUCUCAUUCUUUUUUUCUUGCUGAUCAUCAUGGGCGCUGCUGCUGCUGCUGGCUUCUUCUUCGUCCUGCUGUUCCUCUCUGUUCAAGGUGGUGCUGUUGGCUACACGAGAAGCGAUUUUCCUCGGGAUUUCGUCUUUGGAGCCGCCACCUCGGCAUAUCAGUAUGACGGCGCUGCUGCAGAGGAUGGCAGGAGCCCUACUAUCUGGGACACGUUCGCACAUGAAGGGAAAACGAAAGACAAAGGUACAGGCGAUGUUGCUGCAGAUGGGUACCACAAGUACAAGGGUGAUGUCAAGCUCAUGGCUGAAACUGGCCUAGAGGCUUACAAGUUUUCCAUCUCCUGGUCAAGGCUUAUCCCAAAUGGGAGGGGAGCUGUCAACCAAGAAGGGCUAAAGUACUACAAUAAUGUUAUUGAUGAGCUAGCAAAACGAGGAAUUCAACCCCAUAUCAUGCUUUGCCAUCUAGAUCUCCCACAAGCUCUGGAAGACGAGUACGAUGGAUGGCUAAGCCCUAGAAUUGUGGAUGAUUUCACUGCUUAUGCAGAUGUGUGCUUCAGGGAGUUUGGGGACAGGGUUUUGCAUUGGACUACUUUGGCUGAACCUAAUAUCGCUGCACUUGGAGGUUACGACACAGGAGUAUUAUCUCCAGGACAUUGCUCUGAUCCUUUUGGAUUGACCGAAUGUACAGUGGGGAACUCCACCGUGGAACCAUAUAUAACAGCUCAUAAUAUGAUACUAACACAUGCGGCUGUUGUUAGACUGUACAGAGAAAAAUAUCAAGCUCUACAAAAGGGGAUUGUUGGUAUAAACAUGUUUUCCUUAUGGAGUUAUCCAUUAACAAACUCCAUUGCGGAUUUGCAAGCAGCUCAAAGAUACAAGGAUUUCUCGUACGGAUGGAUACUGCACCCAUUGGUAUUUGGAGAUUACCCACAAGUAAUGAAGAAAACUAUCGAUUCUCGUCUUCCAUCCUUCAGCCAAGUCCAAACUGAACUAAUCAAGGGUGCUAUAGAUUUCAUUGGAAUAAACCACUACUAUUCAGCCUACGUGAACUAUCGCCCUUUGGUAGAAGGUGUUCGAGACUACGUUGCUGAUCGAUCAGUAAGCGCUAGAGUUUAUAAAACGGAUCCACCAACGGAGAAGUAUGAACCUACGGAGUAUCCAAAUGAUCCAAAAGGAUUGCAACUAGCGUUGGAGUACCUGAGAGAGUCCUAUGGGGAUUUCCCAUUUUACAUCGAGGAGAAUGGGAAGGGAUCUACAAAUGACAGUCUCGACGACCCUGAUAGGGUGGAUUACAUCAAGGGCUACAUUGGAGGUGUCCUGGAUGCAAUCAGGAACGGGGUUGAUGUGAGAGGCUACUUCGUUUGGUCAUUUGUGGACGUGUACGAGCUCCUGGAAGGCUACCAGUCGCGAUCCGGCCUGUACCGUGUGGAUUUCGACGACGGCGCGCGGCCGCGGCGAGCGAGGCGCUCCGCUCGUUGGUACUCGGACUUUCUCAAGGGAAAGAAGGAUCCCGUGCUGAUUGCUCCGCAGUGAAUCGAUCUCUCGCGUUGGCCAACCAAAUCGCUCAAGAAAUUUCUCGGUGACAAAAGCUGGAAUCUUUGUCUCGCCUAGACACAUUGAACUCUGGUUCAUGUGUUGUGCAGAGGCAGCAGCAGAACGCAUAUGAACAUGGUAGCCGAGCUAUGAAUAAUAAAGAAAUGUGACGGAACUGAAAAUCGUAUACUCCCUCCAUACUCAUAUUAGAUGUCGUUCUAAGGCCUUUGGUCCGUUUUCACAAUACAUGUCGUCGUUCGCCCGCGGGGUCGUGUAUGGCUCUGCGCUCGCCGUCCGUUGCGCUCGUCAUCACGUAUGCGUAGUUAUUGCAAGCAAAAAGAAAGUGAUCUCUGCACUAGCCAUUUGAGCUAUGAUUGCUUAUCGUACAGAAUGCAUCCACAUCCCUAUUUAUUAGGGGCAGACAUGAAAAAAUAUCUCUACUUAAUCACUCCUUAGUAUGCACAAUUAUGUCCUAAACGACUUCUAAUAUGAGUAUGGAGGGAGUACUCUUUAUCUGCAGAAUCCAAUGUCUGCAUGCUUA